This is a messenger RNA of Pararge aegeria (speckled wood butterfly), 3118 nucleotides long. It is a transcript of the gene MED24, whose product is annotated as mediator of RNA polymerase II transcription subunit 24. Gene Ontology annotation, cellular component: mediator complex. The record is from RefSeq and is a predicted model, not a curated record. Gene Ontology annotation, molecular function: transcription coregulator activity. NCBI's taxonomy places the organism in Eukaryota, Metazoa, Arthropoda, Insecta, Lepidoptera, Nymphalidae. The coding region runs from base 173 to 3100 and encodes 975 amino acids. The transcript has a single exon.
UAAGUUGUUUGCGUGAAGAAUGUUUUUGUAUCACAAAAAUGUAUUUACUGUUACAUUAAAAUUUAUUUAUCAAUCAAAAUAGACUCUAAUUUAAGUGUGUUUUGUGCUAGCGUAUAGCCUUAUUGAUGAAACGUUAAACUAUUCAGUGAACUUUUAUGUAAAAUCAAGUGAAAUGGAUCCCUCAAAAAUCACAAGUAAAUCUAGCUCUCUGAAGGCUCUAAUUUUAAAAGCGUGGCGUGAAAGAUGGACCGAUAUACAAUGGGGUAUCAACAUCAAGACUAUUCUACCAAGAGGCGUGAGUGGAGAUUUGUAUAACCUAGCUGAUUGUAUACUGCAACAAGCUAUGGUGGGGUGCGGAGCCAACCAGCUAGUAAUUUCUUAUUUAAAACACUCCCUGGCAUCGCAUUUAGUGUCCUACGCAGCAGUUUUGCAGAGAAUAGCGAAAUUCGACGCUUUUCACAAACCCCACUGUAUACUUAGCCUACUGGAGUUCCUCGAAAGUUUUCUGGACAGCAUAACCUGUCGUAGCAAAAUGGAAGAAGAAAUACUCGCUUUUGCAGUCUCAUCAAUAAUCCUGUGGUUGCUCCAAGUGUAUCAUUACUCUCUAAGCAAAUAUCCAGCAACAAAUCCAAUACAGAGUCAGGAGCUCUUAGAAAAGUCUACUUCUCUUCUUAAUUCGAUAGUUAGCUCGGAUUUCCUAUUAGCUAUGUUCUAUUUAGCUAAACAACAUGAUCCCGAUGAGUAUAAUGAGGUCACAAAGAAAUGUCAGGAGAUCACAGCAUUUAUGAUGAUGAAUACACAGUUUAAAGCACCAGUAACUAUACAUGAUACGUUGCAAAAGAUUUGUAGUAUGGAUAUUGAUAAAAUAGCUCCUUUAAAUAAUAAGCCAGAAACUGUAACUCAUUGCUUACAAGCAAUUAUAGCUGUGACUGUGUUAGCCAACCCUAGUGCCGAUAUGCAGCAACUUUCAAGCCAAUUGAUAAUGUUACAGAGGGUUAAAAGUUACCCAUUAUCUAGACUCUACAGUGAAGUUAUCAGAGGUUGUUUUAUAUGUUUAAAUGAUGCUAGUAAAGAUGCAUCCAAACAGGCAUUAUGGGCUGCAUUCACAUUUCUUAAGCUACCUCAGCUCAUUACCUACAUUCACAAUAUGUGUGGUACGGUUAAUAAAGAUGGGGAAUACUCGGUGGAAGUUGUUGAAGCUUUUGAAAAACUCCUACAGUCAACUCCUUUGCUAGAUGUUGUUGAUGCAAAAAAUUCUUGCAAUAGUGUUGUAUCUCUUGUAGAACCACUAGUUAAGUUAAAUGUUGUGUCCGAAAGUCACUUGUCUUACUUCAAGCAGAAAAGGGAAAGUAAGGAUGUUAAAUUGCAAAAAUUAGAGCCUUCAGGCUUACAAGGCUCUGUUCCGUCAUUCAUAACCCGUGCAGAACCUACCUUAGCAGGUAUUCUCAAGACCAUGGGUGGUGACUCUCAUAAAACACAGGAAUCUUUGUAUGCAAUGCUUUGUCAAAUUGUUGGUGGUACAACAUUAGAUACCAUCUUAGCUGUAGCAACAGUUGAAGGAAAGUUAAAACUUUUUGUAUCAAGAUUAAUAAAGUUCAAUGAAUUUGCUCUUUUAGCUGCAAGUGAAAAGGGUGCAUCUCAGUCAAAAGUGUACAUAUUUGAUAUUUCCUUUUUAAUACUAUGCUCCAUUGUACAAGAUUAUGGUGCUGAAGCUGUUUUAGAUGAAAACGGUGAUUCCUUUUUUGAACAGUGGGUAAGAGAAUGUAUGGCCCAUAAAGGUGCACACAAAUCCCCAGAUCAAAUAUUGCAGAAAUGUGAUUUGCAACUGGUUGAUAUCUUUAUUCAUCACCUUAGUGCACCCGAUUUUGAUUUUAAGAAUACUAAUUUGAAACCGCAUGACUUGUGUGUGAAUGUCAGUGGAGUUGUAAAAGAGAUCUUAUUUGCAUGGGAACAAGGUUCAAUUACUGCUGCUGAUGUCAAGCGCAUGUUGGACUCUCUGAGACAAAAGAUGGCUUCAUUAGCUGUGUGCGCUUCAGUAUGGCUGUGUUCCUACAUUAACGUUGUACAUCAGGAUGCAUUUUUAAAACCACUGAAUAUGGUUCAGCAAUUUUUGACACCACCAACUGAUGUUGAAAUGGCACAAAUAGAUAAUUUUAAAGAGAGAGCUGUUUUAAUGUGUCAGAUAAUACGGAAAAUGCAGUUUGAUAUACAGCCACCGUCAAUACCAAAAUGUAAAAUUAUGCCUUUCUCCCAUAGUAUCAUAUCCAGGCAACCGAUAUUAGAACAGUUGCAAACUGUGUGGGAAGACAUUAAAACUAGAGGAUACUUACACAUUGAUGCUACAGCUAUUGUCGAGAGCCUCCUCAAUACUGCAGGUCCAGUUUGGUUUGUGACUAAUUUACUAAAAGAAACUCUCAAGUUCCGCUAUCAGGAUGAUUUAGAUAGAUCUGUCGAUAUUGUCUUGGCAAUGUUCUAUUUUGACAUAGAAAAGUGCACCGAAGCUUUAUUACUACAUGUACUCCCACAGUAUCUAUAUAAUGCUAAGUUAUGCGAGGAGUUAGUGGAACCCCAGUCAGCUGUUUUGGCUAAACUUACAGUAUAUUCUGUAUAUGCAGCUCUUGAGAAUUGCAUAUCAAAUAGAGUUCAUACAUCAAGAAAACGUCGGCAUGACGAUUCUGAAGAUAUAGAAAUGAGUGCUUCCAGUAAAUUAAGGAGACUCAAUGAUAAUUCAUCGGAUUCAUCUUUGUAUUACGCUCAAGGUCAAAGCUCUAGUAUAAUUAUAAAGGAACCUCUUAAUUCAGCUUUGGAGAUGCUAUACAAAUCAUUUUCACAGUUAGCAGGAAAAAAUGGUGAGGUUACACCACAGACUCAAUUUAUAUUUGAAUUCCUUGUGUAUGUUGUUCAGUGCGGACAAGAAAGAGGGCAAGUUGUGCUACAGAAAAUGCCCAGUGAAAUUGUAUCCACAUUAAUUAAAGCACUCCCUGAUAAUUUUAAUAUUGGACUUAUUUUAAGAUUGUACGAUUUGUCGUCACCAUAUGGUAGGAAGGAUACAGCUAGAGAUCUCUGUUUGUUAAGAAAUAUGCGCCUUAGGCCUGAAUAAAUGAAUGUAAAAUUAUAA